AUGCGAAAAUUAUCCUUUCGUUCUGAUCGUGUUAAAUGUGUGGAUAUUCAUCCAAAUGAACUAUGGAUCUUAGCAACACUUUACAAUGGUCAUGUACAUAUCUACAAUUAUGAUACUCAAAAAUUAAUAAAAACAUUCGAAAUAUGUGAUGUACCUGUCCGUACUGGUAAAUUUGUCGCGCGAAAAAAUUGGAUUAUUACUGCAUCGGAUGAUAUGUUUGUUCGUAUACACGAUUACAAUACAUUGGAACGAGUACAUCAAUUUGAAGCGCAUAGUGAUUAUAUUCGUUCAAUUAUGGUUCAUCCUACUCAAUCCUGUAUUUUGACUGGUAGUGAUGAUACGACGAUUAAAUUAUGGAAUUGGGAUGCUCAAUGGGCAUUGAAACAAACUUUUAAAGGACACACUCAUUAUGUUAUGCAAAUAGCAAUCAAUCCAAAGGAUGAUAAUAGUUUUGCUUCUGCUUCUCUUGAUCGCACCAUCAAGGUCUGGCAGUUAGAAUCUACUCAACCGGCUUUUACUUUAGAAGGCCAUGAAAAAGGUGUUAAUUGUGUGAAUUAUUGUUCGGAUGGUGAUAAACCAUAUGUAGUUUCCGGUGGUGAUGACCAUCUAGUUAAAAUCUGGGAUUAUCAAGUAAGAUACACUUAUUUAUUCAUUGGUAUCUUCGUUGAUAAAGAUACGUUCUAUUUAAAACAGAACCAAGCUUGCGUAAAAACAUUAGAAGGGCACUCACAAAAUGUUGGUUGUGUGGCUUUUCAUCCUGAAUUACCAAUUAUUUUGAGUGGUUCAGAAGAUGAAACAGUCAAAUUAUGGCGUUCGGAUACUUAUUGUCUCGAAUCAACAUUGAACUUUGGUCUUGGAAGAUGUUGGACGAUAUCAUGUUUGAAAGGCUCGAAUAAUGUAGCUCUUGGUUAUGAUGAAGGAACAUUGAUGGUUAAGGUAAAGAAGAAAAUAAGUAGAACAGAGAAGCAAUGCAAUUUUAUUGUUUUAGUUGGAUCGAGAAGAACCGGUCAUGUCAAUGGAUAA
This is a messenger RNA of Rotaria sp. Silwood2, 1023 nucleotides long. NCBI's taxonomy places the organism in Eukaryota, Metazoa, Rotifera, Eurotatoria, Philodinida, Philodinidae. The record is from the annotation of a GenBank genome assembly.